Molecule: messenger RNA, 984 nt
Organism: Gryllus bimaculatus (two-spotted cricket)
Lineage: Eukaryota; Metazoa; Arthropoda; Insecta; Orthoptera; Gryllidae
Source: the annotation of a GenBank genome assembly
AUGCGGAGGAGGACCCGGCUGUCGGGCCGGCGGGCCGCGCUGGCCCUCGUCGUCGCGCUGGUGGCGGCGGUGUCGCCCGUGCGGGCGGUGCGGAAGUGCUGCUCGGGGGCGGACGAGGUGCUGGUGGCGCGGGCGGCGGCGGCGGAGAUGCAGUGCGCCGGCGCGGCGGCGGGGCCGCCGCCCGCCUGCGCCGGGGCCGCCGCCGUCAACGUGUGGGUGCUUGGCGCGGACGCCGCAGCGGCUGCGACCGAGGAGGCCACUGUGCCACCCGUGGAGCAGCUGGCGGACCGCCGCAACAACCUGACGGCUUGGGCGGCGGCCGUGGGCUGCCUGCCCCAGCGCAAGGGCGGCACCGAGGACGGCGGCGCCGGCGCCGCCAACGUCACUGACAGUGGCAGCGGCAGUGGCAGCGGCAGCGGCGGUGGCAGUGGGAUGGCGGAGGGCGCGGAGGUUCUGCUGAGCGCGCCAGCCCCGCCGCCGGAACCGCUGUGGACCGGCGGGGAGUUGAUGUGGCUGGACGUCGUGAACGGCGUGCCGGAGGCGGAGAGGGUGGCGCCCUGGUCCCCGCCGGCGCCCCCGCCGUCAGCCGCGGCCCCGGCGCCCGCGGAGGCGAAGGGCGCCGUGGUGCGCGUGGCGGCGAGCGGAGGCGGCGCCGCGGCGCUGCGCAAGUGCUGCCCCAGGGGCUUCGCGCUCAGCCUGGAGAAGCGCACGUGCGUGGCCCUGGCGCGCCCUGCGCAGCCCUUCCCGGCCGCGCGCACGCUGCGCGUCGCGCCGCGCCUGCCAGGUAGCGGUGGUGGUUUGGUGGCGCUAUUGGUGGGACCAGCGGAGUCGCUCGAUGGAUGGUACGGCCCCUCGUCCCUCGCCUGCCCCCCUGACACGGCGCGGACCUUUCAAGUUGUCCCACACGUGGAGGUGGAGGCGGUCGAAGACGCCUCCGACGCCGGGAAUUUCUCUUCCACGUCCGAGGGCAGCGCGAAGGCGUGA